Raphanus sativus (radish) is the source of this 2219-nucleotide messenger RNA. RefSeq names its product receptor-like protein 12. The annotation marks the transcript as partial. Gene Ontology annotation, cellular component: plasma membrane. The record is from RefSeq and is a predicted model, not a curated record. Lineage: Eukaryota; Viridiplantae; Streptophyta; Magnoliopsida; Brassicales; Brassicaceae. Gene Ontology annotation, molecular function: protein binding. The transcript has a single exon.
UUUGGGUUUAUUUGCAUGUGGAGAAAGAGACAAGCGAGUAUUCGUUGACGAAGACUUGACAAAUCAACGACGACUUGACGCAAGACUUACCAAGUCACUACGUUAUAACUUCCUUCUUAAAGAGAACCAGUGAAGCAUACAUCAGCAUAACUCAUUACUUUUACAACUUAAACUCAAAAAGAGAGAUGAUGAUUCGAAACCAUUGUUAUUGCUUUUCUAGUAUUAUUACCAUCUUUGUCUCCGUUGCAAUCCACAGUACUCUUGCUUCUCCUACGCUCAACUUUUGCCGCCAGGACCAGAGGGAUGCUCUUUUGGAAUUCAUGCACGAGUUUCCUACUGAGAAGUCUUUUCCAAGUUCGUGGAACAAAAGCAGCGAUUGUUGUCUUUGGGAGGGAGUCCAGUGCCAUAAUAAAUCUGGCCAGGUUAUAUCACUCUACCUUUCUACUAAAUCUCUUAACGGCUCUCUGAAAACAAACAGUAGCCUUUUCAAACUCCACUAUCUUCGUGGUUUAUUCCUUACUAAUUGCAAUCUCCAAGGAGAGAUUCCUUCUUCACUAGGAAACCUUUCUCGUCUCACUCUAUUUCACCUUUCUUAUAAUCAAUUGGUAGGUGAGAUUCCGAUUUCAAUCGGCAAUCUAAACCAACUAAGAUAUCUUACGCUUGAGGAUAAUGGUCUCAUAGGAAAAAUCCCAGCUUCAAUUGGCUAUUUAGACCAGCUAAGAGAACUAUACCUUGGGUAUAAUAAUCUCACAGGAGAGAUUCCUUCUGCACUAGGAAACCUUUCGCAUCUAUCUAAUCUUGAACUUGUGUAUAAUAAACUGGAAGGUGAAAUUCCAACUUCCAUCGGAAACCUCAGUGAACUAAGAGACAUUCGGCUGAGUUAUAACAUGUUAUGUGGUAACCUUCCUAUUUCAGUCACCAAUUUAACGAAGCUUUCCACUUUUGACAUCCACUCUAAUAACUUCACUUCCAUGCUUCCAUCUAACAUGAGUGGAUUCCACGACUUGGAGGUGUUUGAUAUUGGUGAAAACUCAUUUUUCGGACCUUUUCCUCAUUCUUUGUUCAAAAUUCCCUCGUUACGAUCGGUUAAUUUAGGAGGAAACCAUUUCACGGGACCUAUACAGUUUGUGAAGAAUACAUCUUCAUUAUCAUCUGAGCUUUAUUAUCUAGGCCUUUCUCAUAACACAUUCAGUGGCCUGAUCCCGGAAUCCAUAUCUGAAUUUCUCAACCUUGAAGAGUUACAUCUUAGCAACAAUAGUUUCAGUGGGCCAAUCCCUUGUUCUAUAUCAAAGUUAGUCAAUCUCGAUUGGCUUGAUCUUUCCAACAACAACUUGGAAGGUGAAGUACCAAGUUGUUUAUGGAGAUUGAGUACGCUGAAGCUUAUGGAUCUAAGCUCGAAUCAUUUCCGAGGAUCAUUUCCCCAUUGGAUCUGCAAGCUAAAAGAUUUAAUCUCAUUAGAUUUGUCCAACAAUCUCUUCAACGGCUCUAUUCCUCCAUGUUUAAGGAACUCCAUUGAUUAUCUUACAGACAUGAUUCUGAGUAACAACAGUUUCAGUGGAACUCUUCCAGAUAUAUUUUCCGACGCUACAAAUUUACAAAUGAUCGACGUUGGUCGUAACCAUCUGGAGGGAAAUCUUCCAAAAUCCUUGAUUCAUUGCAAGGCUCUGCAGCUUGUGAAUGUGGAGUAUAACAGAAUCAAGGACAAGUAUCCUUCUUGGUUGGGAUCUCUACCAUCACUAAAUGUUCUCAGCCUCAGAUCAAACAAGUUUUACGGGCCAUUGUAUCAGCAGAAUGUAUCCAUUGGGUUUCAGAGUUUAUGCGUCAUGGAUCUUUCACAUAACGACUUGAGUGGAACUCUUCCACCUUCCUAUUUUUCCAACUGGCUUGGAAUUACCAAAAUAUACAACUUCACAGAAAUGGUCACAGGUUACAACCUAAGGUUUGGCUACAGCUAUGAUUUUAGAUCGAUGGAAAUGGUGAAUAAAGGAAUAGAGAUGAGGUACGAGAAAAUCCGAAAAGACUUCGGAGCCAUCAAUUUGGCUGGAAACAGACUUUACGGCAAAAUACCUGAAUCUAUAGGCCUCCUGAAGGAACUGCGUCUUCUCAACUUAUCAGGCAACGCAUUCAGAGAUGACAUCCCACUAGCCUUGGCAAAUCUGACCAAUCUCGAGACGUUGGAUUUAUCGAGUAAUAAGCUGUCUGGUCAAAUCCCUCACGAU